AUGCGCUUCAACUUCUCACGCUUCAACUUGUCACGUGAAAUCUUUCAAUAUGUUCAAAAAACUGAAAGGCCAACAGUGGAAAUCCAUUGUAAGCAAAAAAAGGCUGGAAGUGCAAGUGACAAAGAGAUAGAAGUGCAGAUCAACAUUGGGCUCAUGGUAUGGAGUGACAAGAACGUGUGUAUCAAACCAAAGAGAGGCAAGCGUCUUGCUUUGAGAGUGUCCAACAAAGCCACCUACAAAGUCAUCCUGCAGAAAGCUGUGGAAAAGUGGAGAGCCUUUAACAGCGACCUCUAUGAUGAGAACGAAGACUACAUUCUUCUACUUGAAAAUGGUGAAGAAGCCCAGUUUCUUCCAGGU
This is a messenger RNA of Porites lobata, 357 nucleotides long. The record is from the annotation of a GenBank genome assembly. NCBI's taxonomy places the organism in Eukaryota, Metazoa, Cnidaria, Anthozoa, Scleractinia, Poritidae.